AUGCCAGUGCGCACUGGUGGGCAUGGCAUGCCAUCGGUCACUGGCACCGGUAAGCAUCCGCGCCGAAUCAGUGCCGAUUGGCACCCGUGCGCACGCAUCGGUGCUCACCCGCGCACAACGAGUGCCGAUAAAAUAUUUUUUUCUAGGUUUGACGCUCCCUGGAGUACCAAUUGAUUCACCUGAAAAUAAUUUGAAACGGCUAACGACCGUAAGAAAGCGUUAAAUAUAAUAUACGUAAUUAUUUUCAUAUUUAACGCAUUCUAACGAUUGUUAAUGACUUCAAAUUAUUUCUUGGGUACUCGAUAUAAAGUAGAAUGUACGUAGCUGUCAUGUUUCAACAAAAAGAGAUAGAAAUAUACGGUUUUUGCUAAUCAGUAGAGAAAACUACUUGAUCACUUUUGAGCAAAGUAAAUUUCAACAUUCUUUUUGAAAGGAGGUUUGUAAAGAAGCUCUUUGAAUACUAGAAGGAUUAAUACACUAGUUUUGUUACUGCCGUAAAUAAUAUACUCUUCAAAACUGUAGUUAAAGAACACCUUUGAGUUUCAGUGUUCUGAGCGUAGUAUCGGUUUUCCUUGAAGUCCAAGAACUAUAAUAUUCAGUGACUUGGAGUCACAUUGAAAUAGUCAAAAGAACAUACGUAUUCAGUUACGUUAGAUCUGAUGGCAAUGGUAGGUUUUUGAAAAAAAUUUAAAUAGGUGAAAAACCUAGUUACCAGUGUUUCCACUAUACGGUAAGAAUCUGAAAAGUUCUUUUUUUGUUCAGAGAUUUUCUCAACACACUUUCAGAGAAUCGUACAUUUUUGUAAAGUGUUCUUGUGUAUUUGUUCCCAAUAGAAUAUGAAUUGCCUAAAUAUAGUACAACCUGACGUUUUUAGGUCAGUGCACGAUAUUUUGAUUGAGGUUAUGAAUUUUCUAAUGUUAGACGAGCUUCAAGGGCUGAUACUACACUCGAAACACUGAAACUCAAAGGGGUUCUUUAACUCCACUUUUAAAGACCAUCCUAUUUACUGCAGUAACAAAAUCAGUGUAUUCUAAGUACAACUUUCCAAAAGGCGCAUAAAUUUGAAAAAUAAAUUCUUUAUACAUACUGAAGGUUGUUUUAUUAAUGCUAGCAGAGCUCCCAUAAUUCGAACUAUAACCAAAAUAAUUAAAACUUGCAUUAAAAAACGUGCCCAGUAGUUCACGUCAAUCGAAGGAUCAGCAAAUAUAUCAGCACCCAUUAUUUCACAAUUUUAACUUGAAAUCUAAAACGAUAUAUUACACAGUUAGAAUUUGUUAUACUAUAGUGUGAAAAAAAAUCUUAUUCUCUUGUAUCAUACGAACUAUUGCACCUGUAUUCAAGGAUGAUAGAAACAAAUCACUAUAGAGUAUUUUCCUAACACGUUGCAGUUGUAUACUACAGUAAAUGAUUUUUUUUUCCAAACAACAGUAUAUCUAAUUAGCGUUAAUGUCAAAACAAUCUCACUUGUAUUUUACUUCAAGUAAAGAAUUAAGAAAAGUGAUGAAAAACACUUCAAAUACAUAUCAAUGUAUUCAUCAAGAAUUAAGUUUAAUUUUUAAAUUUUUAUUCUCAAUGUUAAGUUUAUAGUAUAAUACAGUACCAGUAAAACGUAUAUUUCAAAAGACGUCUUAUUUUUUAUCAAAACAAUUUGUUAAUGAUCAUCUAUUGUUCACACUACAGUGUAUACCAAGAUAGUGUGAAAAAAUCUAUUAUUGAAAUACAGUAUAGAAUUUAUAUAUGAAAGAGUUCAGAACUGUCGUGUUUCUUUUUUAUCUUGUCCUUCAUUCUGUACAUAUAGAUAUAUACCUCAUGUGACAAUCACUUGACUUGAGAUAAAAAUAAAAUUUUGAAAUUUUUAUAUCGUUCUUCUAAACAUAGACUUACUUUAGAGAAAAAUAAAAAAAGAAUUGUACUAUCCCAUCAAUACAAUUAGACUGAAACGAUCUUUCAAAUAGUUGUGAACAUAUUUUUAGUCUAUCGAGUAAAGUGUCUAAUUGGAACCGCAACCAGAUUUGUCUAACUUGUGACUUCAGUAUCUGAGUGAGUUCUGAAGCGAUUUUCACCGAAUUUGGGGGCUUUUGUAGGUGAAAGUCUUGGCUAUUUAACGAUCUAAAAAUUAUUAUGAAAUUCCCAUUGGAGACGGAUCGGAGGGAGAUUUACUAAGGAGAGGGUCGUUUUGGUUCCAAUUAGGCUCUGUGCCAAACGGGAACCGUACAGCGAAAUGUGUGUCUAAUUGGAACCGUCCCGUUGAAAUUACACGGG
Molecule: messenger RNA, 2262 nt
Organism: Didymodactylos carnosus
Lineage: Eukaryota; Metazoa; Rotifera; Eurotatoria; Philodinida; Philodinidae
Source: the annotation of a GenBank genome assembly